Molecule: messenger RNA, 2407 nt
Organism: Cucurbita maxima (winter squash)
Lineage: Eukaryota; Viridiplantae; Streptophyta; Magnoliopsida; Cucurbitales; Cucurbitaceae
Exons: 11
Coding region: 263-2017 (584 amino acids)
Source: RefSeq, a predicted model, not a curated record
UGUUGGGUGUAUAAAAUUUUACUAUUUUGUGUCCAAAGGUGAAUCCGUCGACUAAAUUGCCGCGCACGGGUAAUGUUCUUUGGACCACCGUAAAAAUGGGCGUCCUCGUCAUCCGUCUACUAGAUUGCCGCCAUCUGCACUAACUGCGACCUUCAUUUUCAUUUCUCAACGCCCAUAAAUCUCUUCUAAUUUCGCAUGCAACCAGUUCUUGGGCAAUAUUGAUUUUCCUUUCGCACAGGCCACCGUCCAACUUCUGGAGAGCAUGGAGCAGCAACACAGCGUGUAUAAUUUGCCCGUCUUAUGGAGAGGAACGAAGUAUGUGGUGGAAAUUAGUUCAGAUUCUACUCUUCGGGACCUCGGUGAAAAGCUGCUAAAAUUAACAGAAGUUCAAGCAGAUACCAUGCGGCUCUUUGUCCCACAAUUUUCCAGCAAGAGCUCUAAAAUGUUAUAUCCUUUUUUUGAUGAAGAUGGAUUCUUGGCUUUGCAUAAGAUUUCAACUUUUAAGGACAACAAGCCUAUCAGAAUGAUGGGAGUGUCUAAGAAUGAGGUAGAUGAAGUUUUGAAGAACGAAAAGAAAAAUGAACGAAUUGCUGGGUUCGACGAAGAAGAACAGAGACUGAAACAACGAAUGUCAAGUAAGCAACAGGGCUUACUGAAACUACCAGAAGGACCCUAUGUAUUUUGCGAAUUUCGGACACUUCAAAUUCCAGGAAUUGAGUUGAACCCUCCAGCUUCAGAAGCUUUGAAAAGAAUGCAUAUGCUUGCAGCUGAUCCUGGCAUUGUCGCAAUCAUGAACAAGCAUCGUUGGCAUGUGGGAAUUAUGACCGAGAUGGCCCCUGUUGGCUAUGUUGGUGUGAGACCUAAAUGUAUUCUUGGCUUUAAUAAGAACCAUGGUGAGGAGAUAUCCCUGCAACUUCGGACAGACGACCUGAAGGGCUUCAGAAAAUAUGAAAGCAUUAAGAAAACAUUACUCCAUGAACUUGCACACGUGAUUUAUUCCAAGCAUGAUGCAAACUUCUAUGCUUUGGAUAAGCAGCUUAAUGAGGAGGCUGCCACUUUAGAUUGGACAAGAUCAAAAGGCCACACGUUGAGUGGAGUUAGUUAUUCCCAAUAUCAUGAUGAAAGCGAUGAUGUCCAAGAUGGCUUUGGUGUCUCACAGAAGCUUGGUGGAAGCAUACUGGAGCCCGAUACUGACGUUGAUGCUUAUCAAAAGAAGAUCGAGCCUGACCUAGAUGACAGUUCCAAUUAUCAAAAGAAGCUCGAGCCUGACGCGGAUGACAGUUCCAAUUAUCAAAAGAAGUUCGAGCCUAACCCGGAUGACAGUUCCAAUUAUCAAAAGAAGCUUGAGCCUGACCCGGAUGACAGUUGCAAUUAUCAAAAGAAGCUUGAGCCUGACCCGGAUGACAGUUGCAAUUAUCAAAAGAAGCUUGAGCCUGACCCAGAUGACAUUUCCGAUUAUCAAAAGAAGUUCGAGCCUGACCCAGAUGACAGUUCCGAUUAUCAAAAGAAGUUUGAGCCUGACCCGGAUCGUUCCUAUUAUCAAAAGAAGUUUGAGCCUGACCCAGAUGACAGUUCCGAUUAUCAAAAGAAGUUUGAGCCUGAUCCAGAUGACAGCAAUUAUCAAAAGAAGUUCGAGCCUGAUCCAGAUGACAGUUCCAAUUAUCAAAAGAAGUUCGAGCCUGACCCAGAUGACAGUUUCAAUUAUGAGGCCGAUUGUCUAGAAGCUGGCUUAGUCACAGAACCUAUGCAGACAGAGCCUGACCCUGAUGAAAGUUCGGUACAUCAGGCGGAUUUAUCAAAAAUGGUUGUUGAUGAACCCGAUCCUGAUGAUCAAGAAAUUCAAAGAAUUCAAGACCCUGUUUCUGUUGUUUGUAUUCGAUUGCAUGAGGUUAUUGCAAGGCUGCUGGCUGAAGUUCGACCUUCUGAAUCCGCUGCAGUUUUUCAAACUCUGUUCAAGAUUGUUAGGAAUGUAAUUGAAAACCCUGGUGAUAUGAAAUACAGAGUUUUGCAAGGCUAAUCCCACUAUCCAGAAGAAUGUUGCCAACUACAAAGCUGCACUGGAGAUCCUCUUCUUGAUAGGUUUCAUUGAAGAUGUACUGCUAAACGAAAUGGGCAACGCCGAAACAUUUCUCGUACGCUUUCUCGUACUGAAGCGUAACGAUCCUGGCUUAUUGUGGCUUGCCAAAUCCACCCUUGAAACGUGCAAUGCCUUGUAGAUAGAUUGAAGAACGUAGUUAUUAUGUUUAAUAGAACUAUAAAUGAUAAUGUGUAUGAUGAUACUAUAUACUAGUUCAGCUUAUCGUUUUAGACUAGACCACUCGAAACUCAAAAUAGGACUGUAGGUCCUUAUGGUGUCUGUUUAUUUGUUUAUACAAAUGUUCAAUUAUAAACUUGGUUCUUAAAAGUU